Messenger RNA from Ostreococcus lucimarinus CCE9901, 621 nucleotides. RefSeq lists its product with no specific name. The record is from RefSeq and is a predicted model, not a curated record. The transcript has a single exon. Bases 1 to 621 code for a protein of 206 amino acids. NCBI's taxonomy places the organism in Eukaryota, Viridiplantae, Chlorophyta, Mamiellophyceae, Mamiellales, Bathycoccaceae.
AUGGCGACGCCGCGGACGCCGGCGCGCGCGCGCGCGACGGCGCGCGCGCGCGUCGACGCGCGCCGAGCGACGCGCGCGCGCGCGCGCGGGGAGAGUGCGCGCGCGGCGACGUCGGAAAACGCCGGCGCGCGCGUCGCGCUCGUCGCCGGCGCGCUCGCGGUGUCGCUGGCGCGCGACGUCGACGUCGCGAGGGCGUUCGUCGGCGACAUCGCGCUCGACGACGUGCGGUACGAGGCGAUGGAGAGGUGUCCGGAGAAUCAGUACGUGCCAAACAAACAGAAGACGACGUGCCUGCGGUUCACCGCGCGAGCGACGAAUGCGGUGAAAGGACGGACGAUCGAGAGCGCGAACGUGUUUGGGUUCGUGGAAGACGCGCAAGGGAACAGCGCGGCGACGGUGAACGCGGAUGGGAAUUCGAGGACGGUGUUGGCGAGCAUCGACGCGCCGAUACCGAAGGGCGAGUCCGACGUGCACUUCGUCGUCACGGUGUUCAAGGACUCGUUGGAGAAUAAUGGGCCGUUGAGAUUGAAAGCGUUCAAGGCGGUGGGAUCGGUGGCGGAUAUCGAUAAGCGGUUCACGCCGUUCGACGCGUGCGAGGUCGAUCCGGACUCGUGUCUUUGA